This is a messenger RNA of Spea bombifrons (plains spadefoot toad), 1467 nucleotides long. RefSeq names its product chloride intracellular channel 4 (gene CLIC4). The record is from RefSeq and is a predicted model, not a curated record. NCBI's taxonomy places the organism in Eukaryota, Metazoa, Chordata, Amphibia, Anura, Pelobatidae. The transcript is spliced from 6 exons. The coding region runs from base 410 to 1168 and encodes 252 amino acids.
CCGUUAGACAGUGUGCUGUACCACAAGCUUAUUCAUCAGAAGCACAGUGUGGGUGAAGGAGGGGUGCAAGAAUUAGGGAGACUCAGCCUAGAAAGGAACAAAGAAGAUACUAGAUAGGGAGUGCAAGACAAUAAGUGGCAAGUGAAAGGGGGAGAGCAAAGUGUAGAGGCUGGAGGGAGAGAGAGAGAUAGACAUAUUUAUAGAGGGAAGAGAGAGGGGGAUAAGGGAGUGGGCAUUACAAGAAAAUACAACCAAACAAGGAUAAGGAGUAAGAGGGAAAACAGGGGGAGGGAGUGAAUAAGGAGCAGCCCAGUAGGAAAGAAGUUGGCUGUGUUACACUAUAGCGCCGACGGUGACUGGGAGCAGCAGCAUUGUGACUGGGAGCAGCAGCAGGGUUACUGGGAGCAGCAUGUCUCUGUCCGUGCCACAGAAUGGAAUGCAAGAGGACAAAGACAACCUCAUCGAGCUCUUUGUGAAGGCCGGAAGUGAUGGCGAGAGCAUUGGAAACUGUCCAUUCUCGCAAAGACUCUUCAUGAUCUUGUGGCUAAAGGGUGUAGUGUUUAACGUGACAACAGUUGACUUAAAGAGAAAACCAGCAGAUUUGCAAAAUCUUGCUCCGGGGACACAUCCGCCUUUCAUAACUUACAACCAUGAAGUGAAGACAGAUGUGAAUAAGAUAGAAGAGUUUCUUGAGGAAGUAUUAUGUCCUCCAAAGUACCGUAAGCUAUCAGCCAAGCACCCAGAAUCUAACACAGCCGGUAUGGACAUAUUUGCCAAAUUUUCAGCUUACAUAAAGAAUUCUCGACCGGACGCCAAUGAAGCUUUAGAGAGAGGCCUGCUGAAAACCUUGCAGAAGCUGGAUGAAUAUCUUAACUCUCCUCUACCGGACGAGAUUGAUGAGAACAGCAUGGAUGACAUCACAAUUUCCAACCGCAAAUUCCUAGAUGGAGAUGAUAUGACUUUAGCAGACUGCAACUUGCUCCCCAAACUUCACAUUGUCAAGGUGGUGACCAAAAAAUACCGAAACUUCGAUAUACCAAAAUCCAUGACUGGUAUUUGGAGAUAUCUGACCAAUGCCUACAGCAGGGAAGAAUUUAUCAACACUUGCCCAGGAGAUCGUGAGAUCGAAAUUGCCUAUGCAGAUGUAGCCAAGAGACUUACCAAGUGAACUGUGGACCACAAACAAAACAAGGCCUUAAUUUCCACCUGAAAUUUAUAUAUGUAUAGGGGAGGGGUCACUAAUUCUUACAUUUUGUUUUCUCUAUAAUUCCGUUAUUUGUGAAUAUUCAAUCCAGAGCAAGUAUUUUUUUUUUCUUUUUAAGUCCCACAUAGGUAAACUUGCCAAUGUAUGGCAUAUUUAUUGGUUAAAGAAAGAUGUUGAUAUUAAUGCUAAAGUUACAGUUGUUCAAAGUCUACAACCUUUCCAGAAACAUGUACUUUUAGUUUUAGUAAACGCUUUCUGUGAAA